This is a messenger RNA of Antechinus flavipes (yellow-footed antechinus), 2162 nucleotides long. RefSeq names its product trafficking regulator and scaffold protein tamalin (gene TAMALIN). Lineage: Eukaryota; Metazoa; Chordata; Mammalia; Dasyuromorphia; Dasyuridae. Gene Ontology annotation, biological process: signal transduction. Gene Ontology annotation, cellular component: plasma membrane. The transcript is spliced from 8 exons. The coding region runs from base 150 to 1304 and encodes 384 amino acids. Gene Ontology annotation, molecular function: protein binding. The record is from RefSeq and is a predicted model, not a curated record.
CUGGAGGGGCUUAUAAAGAGAGCCCAGUGAGGAGUCCGGCCCCCCUCUCAACCCAGAGGAGAAGCGGCCGACCCCGGAGCGGACUGUGGAGCGGCGCCUCCCGGAGGAUCGGCCUCGGGCCCUGGACACCCCGGAGUCCGGCCACAGCCAUGACCCUCCGCCACCUUCGGAAGCUACAACAGAAGGAAGAGGCAGCGGCCGCGCCGGACCCCGCUGCCGCCGCCGCCCCAGAUCAAGGGGCGGCCCCGGCCCCGGCCUCGGUCCCAGUUCCAGCCCCGGUCCCGGCUCCUGCCGCCUCCGCAGGGGAGGACCUGUACGCCGCGCUUGAGGACUAUCACCCGGCUGAACUGUACCGCGCGCUGGCCGUGUCUGGGGGGACCUUGCCCCGCCGCAAGGGCUCAGGUCUCCGAUGGAAAAAUCUCAACCAGAGUCCAGAGCAGCAGAGGAAAGUGCUCACCCUGGAGAAGGAAGAAAAUGAGACCUUUGGCUUUGAAAUCCAGACUUACGGCCUUCACCAUAGAGAGAAGCAGAAAGUGGAAAUGGUGACCUUUGUGUGCCGAGUUCACGAGGCCAGCCCUGCCCAGUUGGCAGGACUCACACCAGGAGAUACAAUUGCCAGCGUGAAUGGUCUCAACGUGGAAGGGAUCCGGCACCGGGAGAUCGUGGACAUCAUCAAAGCAUCUGGCAACGUUCUCAGACUGGAAACAGUGUAUGGAACCUCCAUUCGGAAGGCAGAGUUGGAGGCCAGGCUGCAGUAUCUGAAGCAAACUUUAUAUGAGAAAUGGGGGGAAUAUCGGUCACUGAUGGUGCAAGAGCAGCGACUAGUGCACGGUAUCGUGGUGAAGGACCCCAGUAUCUACGACACCCUGGAGUCCGUGCGCUCCUGCCUCUACGGGGCGGGUCUCCUCCCAGGCUCGCUGCCCUUCGGACCUCUGCUGUCGGCCCCAGGAAGCACCCGAAGCAGUUCAGCCCGCACCCGAGAAGGUUCUGAUGACUCGGUCUACCACACUUGCUUCUUUGGAGGGGCAGAGCCCCCGGCCCUGUGCCCUCCAGCCCACACCCAGGCUCCCCCCCCGCCCCCGGCGCCCCGGCCCCUGCUGAGUCGCAGCGCCAGCGUCAAGUGCCCGGGACCCGGAGGAGGCGGGGGAGGCGGCGCCUUGGGCCAGCUGUGGACAGAGGCCCGGGAACAGGGGCUAUGCGGCCCAGGGCUGCGCAAAACCAAGUACCAGAGCUUCCGCCGGCGGCUGCUCAAAUUCAUCCCGGGACUGAACCGCUCCUUGGAGGAAGAGGAGAGUCAGCUGUAGGGGGGCUGGGGUCCUGCGUGGGCCCGGAAGAAAAGGGGGGAGGGGGAGGCUAAAGUUAUUUAUUUAUUUAUUCAGCGAUUCCUGCAACUGUAGAAGGGCUCGAGGACGUGCGAAUGUUGAGGCAGGGUUGUGGUGGAAGGACCCCCUCUCCCUCCUUGGACUUUGGGGAGGAAGGAGCUGUGGAGAGAGUUUUAGGUCCUGACUGGGGGGCUCUUUCUGUUCACCCUUUAGGGAAAGGAGCAGGGUCUUUGGCUAUCCCGGCUGCCUGUGGCGCCAAAGGCAAGACCGGGGAGUGUGUGGGAGAAUCUAUGGAAGCGAUUUAUUAAGUGUAGGCUUCCUUGAUGGAGGAAGGGAGCAGGGCUCUGUAGUGCCUUGGGGGUAGGGAUGCCCUGUAUCCCGGAUGGAGUCUCCUCAUGCUGGCUGCCCCUCAGCCUUAUUGUGCCUCUCUCCAUUCCUCUCCAACCCAACACCCAGUUCAGCCAGUUCAACCCCUCCUCUCUUCUGUCCCCCAGAGGCCCGUGGGAAUGGAUGAAGUUUCCUGGGCUUCUGGGGACUUUCUCCUCUGCCUCUGGGAUCCCAGAAUGGGUCUGUUAAUAAGUGAAGCCAGCUUAUUUGUACUUGUCGGGGCAGCCUAGGAAUGGACCCCCAGGGGGCCCUGGAGAAACUGUGUGAAGUAGGGCUCAUCCUGGGGGCUUUCGGACUCCCACCGGAAGGACGAAUUGGGGGAGGGUCUGUGGGGGGAACAGACUGUUUCAAUGUUCACCAACCUGUUGCUUCUGAAGGACAUACUAUAAAAAACUUUUUUUAAAAAAAUUUUUAUUAUGCAUUUGUGUUGCUUGUUAACUACUGGGGGAAAGG